AUGACAUCCACAACUGAAUCAUCUACCAGUGUCGGGGAUCCUGUUCAGCAACCCAGUCUGAUCCCCGAAAACCAGGAACAACCCCCAAGUUCAGCCUCGCUGUAUGUGGGAGAACUGGAUCCGUCCGUCACUGAGGCCAUGCUGUUUGAGAUGUUCAACAGCCUCGGUCGAGUGGCGACGAUCCGGGUCUGUCGAGAUGCUGUUACCCGUCGCAGUUUAGGAUAUGCCUAUGUUAAUUUCCAGAACCUGGCCGAUGCCGAACAUGCCAUCGAGGCUCUCAACUACAGCCUCGUCAAGGGUCGUCCUUGUCGUAUCAUGUGGUCCCAGCGUGACCCUGCUCUCCGCAAGACGGGCAGUGGCAAUAUCUUUAUCAAGAACCUCGACCCAACCAUAGAUAACAAGGCUCUUCACGAUACAUUCUCUGCCUUUGGCAACAUUCUGUCUUGCAAAAUCGCCACUGAUGAGUCAGGAAACUCAAAGGGCUAUGGCUUUGUACACUAUGAAACCGAAGAGGCCGCUGACAAUGCUAUCAAGCAUGUCAAUGGUAUGUUGUUGAACGACCAAAAAGUAUUCGUUGGGCGUCAUAUAUCACGUAAGGAGCGUCAGUCAAAAAUGGAGGAAAUCCGGUCUCAGUUUACAAACAUCUAUGUCAAGAACCUCGCCAGCGAUGUUACUGACGAAGAACUUAAUGCGCUUUUUAAUCAAUUUGGCAAUGUCACCUCGGCAAUUGUCUCAAGAGACGAUUCUGGACAAUCGCGUAAUUUUGGCUUUGUGAAUUUUGAAAAACAUGAUGAUGCUAGCACUGCUGUAGAUACACUCAACGAGACCGAGUUCCAUGGACAACAACUCUAUGUCUCCAGAGCCCAAAAGAAGACCGAACGUGAAGAAGAGCUCAGGCGUCAAUACGAGCAGGCUAAGCUCGAGAAGCUCGCAAAAUACCAAGGGGUUAACUUGUAUGUCAAGAAUCUUGAUGACGAAGUUGACGACAGUCGUCUUCAACAAGACUUUUCUACCUACGGUAUGAUUACCAGUGCCAAGGUUAUGCGAGACGAAAAGACUGGCAUCAGUCGUGGGUUUGGUUUCGUGUGCUUUUCAUCGCCUGAUGAAGCUACCAAGGCUGUUACCGAGAUGAACGGUCGAAUGAUGGGCUCAAAGCCAAUCUAUGUUGCACUUGCCCAGCGUAAAGAAGUCAGAAGAUCGCAACUGGAAGUAGAGAUUGCACAGAGACAACAGAUGCAGAUGGGUGGUCCAAACUACAUGCCAGGAGCCCCAAUGUUCUAUGGUCCAGUCAAUCCUUACAUGCACCAAGUCCAGAGACCAGUUUUCCCACAAGGAGGACCGAUGAUGGGCCCUCGCCGCAGAUGGGGUGAACAAGGAGGAAAUCCUAACAAUGGAGGACACCCUAUGCCUCAAGGAUAUAUGCCCUCUCAUCCCAACGCACGUCCUUCGCGCCCUCCUCGCCCUCCUCGCGAGCCUCGUCAACAUCAACACCAAGCACCCCACGAGAGCUACCAAAGAAAUCAGGAAGUAACUUCUGAGAAGACUGCAACAAGUUCUCCUCCUCCUCCUGUUACUGGUUCUGGUUCCGGACCUGCUAAUGCUCCUCCCAGUAGAGAUAAUCGUGUAUUGACAGCCGAAGCAUUGGCGGCCGUACCUCCUAAUGUGCAGAAACAAAUGUUGGGCGAACGCCUGUAUCCUUUCAUCCAUCAACAGGAACCAGAGUACUCUGGUAAAAUCACAGGAAUGCUUUUGGAAAUGAAUAACGCCGAAUUAUUGGUUAUGCUGCAAGACAAACAAGCCUUGACAUCAAAGAUCAAUGAGGCUUUAGCAGUUCUCCGUCAACAUUUUGCAGCCCAGGAAGCUCAAUAAUUGUAGAAUGAACGAUUGAGAAAAAAAGGC
This is a messenger RNA of Phycomyces blakesleeanus NRRL 1555(-), 1899 nucleotides long. RefSeq lists its product as hypothetical. Lineage: Eukaryota; Fungi; Mucoromycota; Mucoromycetes; Mucorales; Phycomycetaceae. The record is from RefSeq and is a predicted model, not a curated record. Gene Ontology annotation, cellular component: ribonucleoprotein complex. The transcript has 5 exons. Bases 1 to 1869 code for a protein of 622 amino acids. Gene Ontology annotation, molecular function: RNA binding.